This is a messenger RNA of Schistocerca cancellata (South American locust), 555 nucleotides long. RefSeq lists its product as uncharacterized. The record is from RefSeq and is a predicted model, not a curated record. Bases 1 to 555 code for a protein of 184 amino acids. The transcript has a single exon. Lineage: Eukaryota; Metazoa; Arthropoda; Insecta; Orthoptera; Acrididae.
AUGGUGGGACCUGAGAGGUACACAUAUUUUAUGAAGAGCCAUCAGAGUUUAUCCAUCCGAACACCUGAAGCCACAAGCCUAGCCAGGGCCACCAGUUUUAAUGAAGUAAAGGUGAACAAUUUCUUCAGUUUGCUUAAAAAGAUUUUGGAUAGACUGACGUUGCAAGCCCAGGAUAUAUGGAAUAUGUACGAAACGGGGACUACAACUAUACAGGAACUAGACAGAGUGGUAACACGGAAAGAUUUGAAACAAAUUGGAAGGGUAACCUCUGCUGAAAGAAGUAGUCUCGUAGCCCUUGCAACAUGUGUACCAGCUGGAGAUAAUGCUGUCCCUCCAUUCUUCAUGUUUCCUAGAGCAAAAUACAAACCACAUUUUGUUCGAGACGCUCCAGCUGGUUCUAACGGUGAUGCCAACAAGUUAGGCUGGAUAGUAGAAACAAAUUUUAUUAAGUUCUCCAAGCACCUCAUUCGCUAUUCUAGAAGUUCGAAGGGUAGCCCGACACUUCUACUUUUUGACAACCACGACUCUCAUUUGUCUAUUGAAACACUUGAUUAA